Messenger RNA from Lethenteron reissneri (Far Eastern brook lamprey), 1262 nucleotides. Its product is annotated as tektin-like protein 1. The record is from RefSeq and is a predicted model, not a curated record. NCBI's taxonomy places the organism in Eukaryota, Metazoa, Chordata, Hyperoartia, Petromyzontiformes, Petromyzontidae.
GAGACUUUGCUUCAUCUCUGCACGGAAUGAUUUAUUGUGGAGGCCAAUCGCCUGCUGGCGGAAUGGGCCUCCACUAGAGGCCGCUAAAUAGGGUAUUUGGUCUACUCUUCCACGCUGGUCUACACGUGUUGGAGCAAGGGAGCGGUAGAGUCGCGGUCAACACGCCGCGCUACAAACCCGUGGACACAAGUUCGAUUCCCGCUCACGGCCAACACCAGUGACGAUCAUCUGAACCAGUCCAGGGCCUCCCCUACGUCGACUCUGCCUCAAAUGAGUACCUGUUGCUAUGGUGGGAUGGAGGACACCUUCUGGGUCCCCUGCCCAUGCGGUUCCAACAGCGAUGGCUCCAGCCGGCACUGUCGCCCCUGUGCUAUCAAUUGGAGAGUACAGCCAUGUCUUUAGCUGCAUGCAGUGAGGCAUGGGGCGUCUGCGAGAAUGCCGGCAAUUCACGGAGCAAGACCAGAGGUCGAGCCAUGCUGCCCACGUCUAGAGAGGUGGAGGUGAAUGUGAGUGUGCGCCACAUGUACCUGUACAGCCGCGAGGUGCGUGGGGUGGUGGCACGUCUCCGCGCCGAGUGUGGGUCACUGUCCGUGCACGCAGUUGCCUUGGCCCACACUCAAGGUGAUCUGAACAAGGCCUUGGGACACGUUCGUAAUGAGAAACAGGCAAAUGUGCAAGCUUCUAGCAUGCGAUCGCGACAACCUACACGUGAGGUGGGUCCAGAUGAAGUGGACCUGCUGCUUGGUGUUGAGCGGAAGCAGCUGGCAGAGUUGGAGAGUGUCCUAGCAGAAACGCUGCUGCGUGCUGAAGCCUUACAGCAAAACUUGGCCCUUUGCCGUAAGCGGUUGCUGGCGUGCAUCACUGAGAGGUCUUGUGUGCUAGACUUGAUCGGUCACGCAACACCCAGUCGUCUAAGUCAUACGACUCCUUCUGCCAAAUGGAGCCCAGAUCCUAUUGGCCCACUGUCCCCAGAGUGCACCCGCGUGCUGGAAGAAGCUGCACAAGGUCAGAAGGAGGUGAUGGCAAUCCGCUCUGAGAUUAGUCACGUGAUCAAGAAGGUGGCUCACCUGCAGAGCAGAGCACGCCAGCGUGUGACACAAGGUUUGGGCCAGAAGCUAGUGGAGACCAACUGCCUCGCGCGAGCGCUGCAAGCGAGCGCAGGCCACACACGCAUGGCAAUCCACCAAGCACAGAGGUGGCAUGCGGCGAUCUCAACAGCACAGGGGUACAUAGACCACGCGGCCGUCUGGGAGUGCCUCUAA